Messenger RNA from Temnothorax curvispinosus, 4418 nucleotides. RefSeq names its product haloacid dehalogenase-like hydrolase domain-containing 5. Gene Ontology annotation, biological process: glycerophospholipid biosynthetic process. Lineage: Eukaryota; Metazoa; Arthropoda; Insecta; Hymenoptera; Formicidae. The coding region runs from base 754 to 1938 and encodes 394 amino acids. The transcript is spliced from 3 exons. The record is from RefSeq and is a predicted model, not a curated record. Gene Ontology annotation, cellular component: mitochondrion.
CGGUUACCGAGCGAUACGACGUAGUUGAGUUGCACUUUCUCAGGCGGCGCGUCGGAAAAUGCAACACAGCAACACACGAAAAAGGCUGGGAUGGCCUCUCAGGUUUCUCUCUGGUACUUCUGGUAGUACUAAUUUCGAAAGCGAAUAUAUACUAGCGGUAGUGUGUAUGUACAGGGGCUUUCGACUUUCGACUUUCGACUUCGACGGUCCCACAAAAAAGGCCGGGAUCCGGGAUGGCUUCUUUCAUCAGGCUUCUCUGCUUCUCUCUGCUUGGACUUUGAUCAAACUACAAUUAACUUGAUCGGCGAUUAAUUCAGCCGACAGACGUGCUUAAACAAGUGUCUAACUGUAUCACGUGCCCUUAAUCUAGGCCUUUUCGUCCACCUGUUAAGCAACAAAAAAUUAAUAAUAGUACAAAUAUUGCUCAAAUUGAUCCGAUUUAAAUUAAUAAAGUCUUAUCUCUUGAACGCAAGAAGCGCAAGCAAGUGCAGCUGAAACAGAAAGAAACACUCCCCUUCCCCGUCUAUCUGUCGCGCGUUAUGUCCUCUUACGGCACGUGCGGACGUCCGGACGUGCGUCGUGCGGACAGUACGUGCGAAGUGUGUGCUGUGAGGUGAACAUAACCUCAAGGCGCGUCAUUAUGCAUAAUCGAGCCGCGACGGGCGGCCCGCGAGUGUUUUGAGGUCGUCGCGACGAGAUCGCGCGCGUACGUCGUCGCCUCGCCGUUUGCUUAACUAAAAGAAACGGGAAGACAUGACGAUCGCCAGCGUCUUGCGGCGGCUGGACGUCACGAGGUUCGCCGGAGUCAGACAUUUAAGUACAAAACCAAAAUUUGGUUUGCUUUUCGACAUUGACGGUGUCAUAAUACGUGGAAAACAAAUACUGGCGCCGGUAAAAGAGUCUUUCAAACGACUUCAAGGGGACAAUGGAAAAUUUCGCGUUCCCACGCUAUUCGUUACUAACAGCGGAAAUUCACUGCGUAGUCAGAAAGCAGCAGAGCUGUCAAAGUGGAUAGGCGCCGAAGUUACGGAGUCGCAAGUUGUCCUGGCUCACUCACCAUUGCAAAUGUUUGACAAUCUUCAUAAUAAACAAGUUCUCAUAUCGGGUCAAGGUCCAAUAACGGAUAUAGCCCGAGAACUGGGCUUCAAGAAGACGACAACUAUAGAGGAACUAGUGAAAAACUUUCCAUGCUUAGAUUACAUAAACCUGAAGAAAAGAAAUCCGAUUUGUGGUCCAAUUGAUCCAAAUUUCCCGCAAAUCGAGGGAAUCUUGCUCUUAAGCGAGCCAAUAAAUUGGGAAACGUCGUUGCAAUUAAUGGUGGAUCUUCUGCUUACCAACGGGAUGCCCACAGGAUUGCCUACUGCUAUUCCGUAUCCGCACAUUCCAGUGUUGGCAUGCAACAUGGAUUUGCUUUGGGCGUCGCAGGCGCCGAUUCCGCGAUACGGCCACGGUGCUUUCUUAUUGUGUCUUGAGAACUUGUACAAGAAAGUUACAGGCAAAGACAUGACAUACGUUGCUCUAGUCGGAAAACCUAGUGAGAUUACAUAUUACCAUGCCAAUCAAAUGCUCGUUAAUCACGCCAGAAGCAUUGGCAUUGACAAUAUCGACACAAUUUAUGCUAUUGGCGACAAUAUCAAUACCGAUAUUUUCGGCGCGAACCUGUACGACAAGUAUUUAUCCCGUUACGAGUCCGGGGAAGGUACUAAGUCCCGUAGUCUCGAGAAACUCCUUGGAAAGAACAUGAGGGAUCCCAGCGCGAAGGCCUGCAUUAGUAUUUUAGUCGAGACUGGUGUGCAUCAACGAGAUUCCAAGUUUAUACCCGAACACAGUCCUAGGGAUUUCUUGCCGGUCGACGAUGGCCUAUGUAAACCGGCGUUCAUCGUGAAGGACGUCGGGCAAGCUAUCAAUCUGGCGUUUAAAGAAGAAAAGUUUGAAUAAGUUAGUGCAUAAUAGAUAGCCUUGGGAUAUUCAUAUCCUUAUAUCGUCGGAGAAAAAAAGAAUGAAAGAGAGAGAAAGAGACAAAGAGAGGGAAUGUGCAAGAUAAUGUGAGUAUUAUAGCAAAUAAUCUUUUAGAAAGUGUUAGCCUUCAUCAUAGAUGACAUUUUGCAGCAGAGAAACAGAAAAUAGCAGGAGAGGCUAUAAUACGUUAUGAAAGUGUAGUAUAUUUAGUUUGCUCCUUUUUCAAUGUCUUUCUGAUUUUUUAAAACUGCCUACUUGACAAAGAAAAAAAAACGAAUUUUAGCGCGUUACAGCGAACUAUAUUAACUAUAUCAAUAGGAAAGAAUUAGGUGAAGACGAAAUAAAUUCAGAUUAAUUUAUACUGUAGAUAGAACAAUAAAAAGAGGAUAUUGCUAUAUUAUUGUUACACACAUAUUGAGACGAUAAAUACACGUGUGUGUGUAUAUAUAUGUAUAUGUAUACACAUGUGUAAAAUGGAUUUUUUUUACGAAUUUUAGUACAUUUAUGACUAUUAAAAUGAAACUUUGUUCAGACAACAAUCUGAUAUGUGUCCGAGACAUAAUUUUAUAGCUAUUUAAUACUGAAAUUUUAUUAGAGGGUUUGAUACAUUGUACAUGAACCACCUCUAAGCACAUGUGUUAUUAUAGAUAAUAAUUAUACCGUAGUUGUACAGUAAACUGAGCUGAAUGUAUUUUGUUCGCAAAGUGCACUGUGCUCUACGCCUCUCUUAGUCAAAAGCAAUGCAAGAUAUGCAAAGUGAUACGUAUAACGCUCCUAUAGUGAGUAAAUAAUAGGCAUAAUUUUGAUUCAAUUGCUCUUAAAACUCGCAGCUAACAUACACUACGUUCCGAGCAUUAUAUGCAAAAGUAUAAUCUAUACUAAAAGUAACAUAUAGAUUAUACUUCAUAAUAUUUCGGUUUUUUUUCUUCAUAUUAUAUAUGUAUAGUAUAAUCAGGUCUAGUCUUGAAAUGCAGCUUGUUAGCGAAUGUGAGUAAAAAAAAAGAGAGUAUAGAGAAAGACUUUUGUUGCUGCAACAGACCAAGAUUAAGAGAGAUUGUUGCCUUUGGUCGUGAAAAUAAAUGUACUAAAAUGAAUGAAUUCGAAACAAUUGACGAGAAUUUAUUCUGCGAAAUUAUAUCGUUAAUUUUUGAAAGCAAAGUCUGGUGUAUGUAAAAUUUAUAAAAGAUCGUUUUAAAGAAUUGUAGGAUUCGCUUCUCAAUUUUGAAGAUCUGAAAUUUAAUUCUAUAGAGUAAAUUCCUGUCCAUUCUUCUCUCGAUUCAUUUAUUUCUUUUUGCACAAGAUCUCGAAAUGUGUAAAUAAUAUUUUAGGAACAAAUUGUUCAAUGAUUAAUUAAUGAUUAAUAACGAUUUGAAAAUUAAUUGAUUCUAAACUGAAAUACUUAUCCUUAAAGUGCCAUUCAUGCGUGCUGAGACAGCUUGUAUAUAAAAGUUGCAUGAAUCAAUGACAAGCUAAUCCGAAGAUAAAAGCGCACGUUUAUAUUUUGUACUUGCCCUUAUAUAGCGCAAUUUUGACACAAUGAUAAAAUCAGAUAUAAUCACCAACAAUGCGUUAAUGUCCGUCGAGACAAAGACUGACCAGUUAAAUAGGGUUUAAAUGAACAUCGUGAACAAACCGGCUUAUCAUUCAUUUGCGACAAUGAGGUAUCGUGCAACGGUCAAAGUGCUACAACGAUCACAUGCUAAUAAAAGUUCUGCCUCUGUCGCCAGCAUCACUUAAUAGUUAACGAAAAAAAGAGAUACAUUAUACUAAAUACAAACACAUACAUACAAUACAUACACACAUAUAUAAUCUUUAAUUAUUUUCUAAAAUCAUUAUAUAUAUUUAUUUACGUUUAAAUAUAAAUAUAUAUUGAAAAUUAUAAAAUUUUUAUAUAUUUUUAUAUAUGUAUAUGUAUAUUAUAUACGUAUGGAAUACAGUAGCGGAUCUUGAUGUCGAUAAUGGGAGAGGCAAAAUUAUUCGGUAAAAUUAUUUGGUUUGAUAUUUUUCUUAAUAUAUCACGCUUAGUUUUUACUCCAGAAUCAACGACGAGAACGUGGUGAAACUUCUGGUUCUGCUUUAACGUUUAAUCCAUUCUUUCCCAGAUUUUUUAAACAGAUUCAGCAAAACUUAUUUUUUUUUUAUUUCGAAGGAGGGAGGUUAUCUCCCCCUCAGGAUCCACCAGUGUAUAUAUAUAAAUUAAUACUUAUACAUAUUAAUAAAUUGAUACCAUACACAUUAAUAAUUACACAUAUUUCUCCUAUUCACAAACAUGGAUAAUACAUACUUUAGUGUGGUGUAUCUCUCUUAUAUUCAAGACAGUUAUUAUAUGUGUAGAAAGUAAUGCGUUUUAUCGAGGGCAAUAUAUCAAUAUUAUAUCUCCUAAUUAUAUCAAAUGUAGAAUUCUCAUGAUGUAGACUCUGUGACUUUUAUGGAGCAAAUUAGAAUUUAUUUUAAUAAAU